AGUAUUUACAAAUUAACAUCCUCUUUGGCCCAUCCCUUCUUAUUGAGUGCACGUCUCUUUGGCACGUGUAAGAAAAUGGCUUCUCCAACAUCACGUCGCAAGCUGAAUUCCAUUCGCACUAUUGAAGACAACGAUAGAUGCUUCGAGUGCGGCAUAUCAAAUCCACAGUGGGCAUCGGUAACUUACGGCAUAUGGAUUUGCCUAGAGUGCUCUGGUGUUCACCGCAGCCUUGGAGUUCAUCUUUCCUUUGUACGAUCAAUAACGAUGGACAAAUGGAAGCAAAUUGAAUUACAGAAAAUGAUUGUAGGUGGAAAUUAUAAGGCUAAGCAGUUCCUAGAUAGUCAACCAGAUUACCACUGUAAUCUGACAAUUCCAGAAAAGUACAACACACAAGCAGCUGCUAUGUACAGGCAAAAGAUUGCCGCAUUAGCCGAGGGAAGAGAUUGGAGUAUCUUAGAUUAUAGCCCUAAUCAACACCAACACAAGAGAGAUUGGAGUUUGUCGCCAGAUGCUAGUUUAUCAGAUCUAGAAAGAAGUAGUUCAGAUUUUGAUAGCAGUUAUCACAGCAGUGAAUAUGGGACACCAAAACCCUCUACAUCACAAUCACCUACACCAUCAGGCAAUAAUAAUAGCAAUGAAAUUAUAGACAACACCUUGUCAUCACUAGCUUCUGGUUGGUCGAUGAUUGCCUCAUCUGUUAGUAGUGCGGCACGUUCUGCUUCUGAUAAUGCCAUACGCUUUGGAGGUCUCGCUUCUCAAAAAGUAUCAGAAAUCGCCACAGUAGUUACUGAAAAGGUGAAUAACCGUGCGGGCUGGACUCACUUAAGAGGAAAUACUGAUAUCAAAUGUGGCAGUGAUUCUGAUGUACAGAGUAAAAGAAAAGAUUAUAAGGAUGUGAAGUGUUACACCUCGGACUCUGAAUCUAGAACACCAAGUCGGCCUUUAAAGGAGUCCACUGUAGCACGUAAUAAUUUUGGUGCCUGUGAUGUAUCUCAAGUUGGUCUAAACAGUACAGCACCUAAUUUAGAUUUACCUGCCCCUAAAGCAGCCAGAGAUAGUAACUCUGAUUCUUGGGAUUGGCUGAACAAUUAAUGAUGUAUGUAUCACAUAUUAUAAACUCAUUACAACAUGUCAACUUUUACCUAUACUAUCUCUUAAGGUGGAUCCACACAUGCCGCCGUGUUUGCCCACGGAAUGGAGCCAAUUUUUUAUAUCAAUGCUGCUGUAGGCCGCAGUAUCGCUAUGAUUAUCGUUGAAAUUAGUGGCGUAUUACUGUGUCCAAAAGGCCGUUGGGCCGCAGCGUGCCGCCGCGCUUGUGUGGCGGCACCUUUAGGAUCCAUCUUAACUUUAAAAUUUAAUAAAGAUAAUUAAAUCCCUUGUCAUUUCAAUUUCAAAUUUAUAAGCUUUAAGAGAUAUGGAAUCAAAAUCAUUUAUAUUUAAAAGUAGAUUUAUUAGUAUUUCCAAUAGCAAAUAAGAAGGAAACUAAAAAAAAUAAGGUGGCCUAUUUUUAGGUCACUCACAGAGAUAUUGUAGUUAACAUACUUUUUUAGGUGUGACCUCAAACACAUGGCAGUAACGAAGAUUAAAAUAAUUAAAUGGUGAAGCAUUUUUGUCACUCAUCGUACAUUUCCAAUGCUAGAUUAAUUAAAUAUUAUAUAAAUUAAAAAUAAACAAAGUUAGGUAUUAAAAUAUAAAAUUUUAUGCAUGCUUGUUGAGAGAUAUUUUUUUAUUUGUAUGCAUGAUUUUGGAAGUUCUGAAAGACUGUUGUGUUUAAUUUAUUUUAAGAAUUUAUUGCUCUGUGUUUAAAUGCCUGAUGUGUGUAUGUAUGUGUUAAACUGAGAUUAGAUUAUAUUUUAAAUCAUGUUUACUGUAUACUUAUAUAAUGAAAAAUAUUCCAAUGUAUGUGAAAUUAUUCUGAGCUAAGUUAUUUAAAUAUAAAUAGUGGUGUUAAUGUUUUUGCACGCUACCCACAUGUUAUAUUGUGAAAUAAUAAAUGUUAAUAUUAAUAAGAAAUAAAUGUUAUAUUUUAAAUUAUC
Molecule: messenger RNA, 2036 nt
Organism: Leptidea sinapis
Lineage: Eukaryota; Metazoa; Arthropoda; Insecta; Lepidoptera; Pieridae
Gene: ArfGAP1
Product: ADP-ribosylation factor GTPase-activating protein 1
Exons: 9
Coding region: 76-1092 (338 amino acids)
Biological process (GO): regulation of endocytosis; regulation of ARF protein signal transduction
Cellular component (GO): Golgi membrane
Molecular function (GO): GTPase activator activity
Source: RefSeq, a predicted model, not a curated record